This is a messenger RNA of Cydia amplana, 1124 nucleotides long. Its product is annotated as procathepsin L-like. Lineage: Eukaryota; Metazoa; Arthropoda; Insecta; Lepidoptera; Tortricidae. Gene Ontology annotation, molecular function: cysteine-type endopeptidase activity; transmembrane transporter activity; cysteine-type endopeptidase activator activity involved in apoptotic process. The coding region runs from base 60 to 1124 and encodes 354 amino acids. The transcript is spliced from 8 exons. Gene Ontology annotation, cellular component: membrane; lysosome. The record is from RefSeq and is a predicted model, not a curated record. Gene Ontology annotation, biological process: positive regulation of peptidase activity; positive regulation of apoptotic signaling pathway; transmembrane transport.
UAAGAAGUAACAUAUUUUUCAAUUAGCUUAAUCUUUUUCAGUGUCUGCUAAUAGGCAGGAUGCUCCAAGGCUUCUCAUUUGGCAUGCUCAUGCCGCUCCGCUCCAUCUACAUCGGCGAGUGCUCCAGCCCACUCUACCGAGCUGGAUUUCUUUCCACCACCACCCUCGCACUAACCUUUGGUUUAUGCUUCGUUCAUUUCACCGGGUCACUCCUAACCUACCAAGCAAUAUACAAUAAGGAGUUUGAGUCCCCCCAUCACGAGACGGCGGCACUACAGAAAUGGCGGCAGAAUUUACGAAGAGUUGUUUCGCAUAAUCAAGGAUAUAUCUCUGGAAAACAUAGUUAUUCAUUGCAUUUAAACCAUUUUGGAGAUUUUGCUCCUGUAGAAUACGCCACAAAGAUCCUGAAACUGAAAAAGACUCCGCACCUCUUCGAUCCUGCGCACGACCCUCUCAGACGAGAUUUCCAUAAACAUGUCCACAAGAGAGCGCCCAGUCAGGUAGACUGGCGCGCGCAUGGCUUCAAGCCUGCGCGAGAGCAGCAGCACGCGUGCGGCGCGUGCUACGCAUUCGCGGUCGCGCAUGCGCUGCAAGCGCAACUUUACAAGCGGCAUGGUGACUGGAGUGAGCUGAGCCCCCAACAAAUAAUCGACUGCAGCUACCCUGACGGCAACGAGGGUUGCGACGGGGGCUCCCUGAAUGCGGCCAUGCGAUACAUCGCCAGGGAAGGCCUCAUCACGGAGAAGUUCUACCCUUAUAAGGGAAAGAGAGGGCGCUGCCGCUACAGCAGACUGCUCGUGCGGGCCAGGCCGCGGCGCUGGGCCCUCUUACCGGCCGGCGACGAAGAUGCUAUGGAGCUAGCUUUAGCGGCGAUAGGACCGCUAGCAGUUGCUGUCAACGCGGCGCCGUUUACCUUCCAGCUUUAUAAGGGCGGCGUUUACGACGACCUAUUCUGUACGCCGUGGCAACUGAACCAUGCCAUGCUACUCGUUGGGUACACCCAGGAGUACUGGAUACUGCUCAACUGGUGGGGGAAGAAUUGGGGGGAGGAUGGGUAUAUGAGGAUACGAAGGGGCUUCAACAGAUGUGGCGUCGCAAAUAUGGCUGCCUACGUGCAAUUAUGA